AUGAGCCAGCAAAACGCCCAGCGCCAGUUCCGUGGAGUGAAGAGCAUGCGGGAACUUGCGGAGGCGCCCGCGGUCACGGCCUUCCGGGCUCGAUUCGAGGCUGGUCGUUCAUUUGACCUGGACGAUGACAUGGAGUUCUGCCCAAACCUUCUGACCGAUGAAGAUUUGCACUCAAUUCACUCCGCCUCGUCUGAUCGUUCCUCGCUGUCCAGUGGAUCCCCUGAUACCUCGCCUCUUCAGCAUCAAAUCCAGCCUGUGCAGCAGGUGACUCCCGCCAUCUCUUUGUCUCCUGCUUCGGCGAGUGCGUUUGUCCACGGUGGUAUGGCUGCCAACCCUGGCCAUGUCAACUAUCACCAGCCCGCGGCCAACCGCACCCGCAAGGUCAUUCCCAUUGUCAACCCCAACACCGGCAUGACCAUGACUAGUCCUCCUUCGUCCAUCUCCCCCGCGAUGAUGCACAACGCUCAGCGCCGUUGGUAA
Molecule: messenger RNA, 480 nt
Organism: Penicillium diatomitis
Lineage: Eukaryota; Fungi; Ascomycota; Eurotiomycetes; Eurotiales; Aspergillaceae
Product: DUF4452 domain-containing protein
Exons: 2
Coding region: 1-480 (159 amino acids)
Source: RefSeq, a predicted model, not a curated record